GCUUUCUUGUGCACAAUAGAGAAGACGGAAAGAGUGAGGAGAAUUGGAGAGUCUUCAUAGCCAGGGAAGUGGGGACCAGAGAAGGAGUGGGAGACAGAUACAAGGUGCGGAAGAGAUGCAGGACCAUAGGACUUGGAGCUGGGCUUUCCUGGGUCUGCUCAUGAUCAGUCUUCAUCUCCCAGCUUUCUCUGCCAGGAGCAUCAGCUGGACCGAGGAAACAACCCUGCAGGACUUGGGAUUUGACCCCUUGCUUUCUGGAUACCUUUCCUUGGCAGAACCCUUGGGACCCUCAAUACCUGACCAUCCUUGGCUCAAACCAGAUCCUCUGUCUGAUAGCUCAGAGACUAUUGUUCCUUUGGGGCCCGAUGACUCUCUAGUUGACUACUCUUGGCAGCUUGGGAAUUCUAGGCUCCAAGGAUCUCUGCCGGAUAAGGGUGCAUCAGUCCAGGGCCCCCUGCCUUCUGAUGAUACUUGGCAAUUGAUGGCUCACUCAUAUGAUGAUUCUAUGCCUGACAGUCCUUCCCACCCUAUUGAUGCUUUGCCCUCUGUGGCUAGCGGGUCCCAGACAGCAGCUACCCCUCCAGGCUCAGUCAGUUCUUCCCCUGACACCCUGUCCCUCCUUAAGGACACUGAGCCACUUCCCCGUUCUGAUCCUCUAGGGCUUCGGGCAGAAAUCCCUACCCGACGCUCUCCCUGGUCCCGCAUCAACCGAAUUCGUCAGAAGCCUUUGCCUGGUCACCCGUGGGGUACUCAGGACAUCAACCCUGCAGUGUCUUGGGGGAGUCAGGGUCUUGGGACUGGUCGGGGAGGAAGGCCCAUUAGGUUUCCUGUGGGAAGCUGGGGAAUUAGCAAUCAAUACCCAGGUACCAGCUUGGGGAACCAAAAUCAGUAUCCAGGUACUAGCUGGGGGGGUAAUAAUAAAUAUCCAGGUACCAACUGGGGGAUUAACACUAGAUACCCAGGUACUACUUGGGGAGUUAAUAAUUGGUAUCCAAGUAUCAGCUGGGGAGGUAACAAUGUGUAUCCAGGUAACAGGUGGGGGAAGUAUAAUCAAUUUCCAGGGAACAUGUGGGGAAUUAAUAACCGAUACCCUGGAGCCCUCCGCCUUCCCAACUCUUCCUGGAAUGUCCCUCCCAGAUACCAAAAUCAUCCCUGAGAACCUAGAUUCCAGUGGGGUCUGGGAGUGUAUACAUGGCCCUAGAGAGAAAGGGAGAAAUGUGUCCCAGGGUCAGGUGUAAGAUAGGUGGAUUUACUCUGUUCUCAUGCACUUAGAUAUUGACCCAAAUUCAGGCAUCUGAAUUUCAAAUUUUA
This is a messenger RNA of Phascolarctos cinereus (koala), 1311 nucleotides long. The record is from RefSeq and is a predicted model, not a curated record. Lineage: Eukaryota; Metazoa; Chordata; Mammalia; Diprotodontia; Phascolarctidae.